Musa acuminata subsp. malaccensis (wild Malaysian banana) is the source of this 1134-nucleotide messenger RNA. RefSeq lists its product as uncharacterized. NCBI's taxonomy places the organism in Eukaryota, Viridiplantae, Streptophyta, Magnoliopsida, Zingiberales, Musaceae. The record is from RefSeq and is a predicted model, not a curated record.
AGAAUAAGGGCGACCAUGGCGGCUAACCGAGAAGCAUCCAACGAUGAGCCCAGUAGCAGGAUCAGGGUUUUAAGCUCUCACUUGCACUCCCCUCCUCCAACUUCUCGAAUGGCUUCUUCCGAGAAGGAUGCUGCGCUCGCCGCAACCCCAUCCGACGCGCCCACCAUCUUCGAUAAAAUUAUACACAAGGAAAUUCCUUCCAAGGUGGUUUACGAGGACGAAAAGUUGGGAGGAGUGCGAAUGGAAGACGGCCCUGUAUUGCUCCACCUACUCAAACUACGCCCAGCGACCUCCGGGGAAACCCUCGCCGAUGUCCUCGAAACCCUGUGGAAGAACCGAAGGACCGGCCUCGAUUCCCUCGAGAAGUCUCGGAUCCGGUCCCUUCUCGUCCUCCCCGCAGCCCAGGACCUCGACCCAAUUUUGGCUUGCCUUCGGUUGCUUGUUAGAAAGUGUGUACAUGAGAAACUAACAGGAGAUGACAUCAAAAAAUUGUUUCCUCAUGACCUUUCUAUUGAACUUCAGAGCAGUCUCGUGCUUUUAUUUCAGAAGUAUCACAAUCAGUGGAAUGAAGAAUUGUCAAGUGACCAGGAAACUCUUCCUCGACUGAAGUCAAUGACAUGGAUCAUGCAGAACCGUAACUCGGCACCUGCAAACCGAGUAGCUGUCAUCACUUUAAAGCUGCAAGAUUAUACAAAUUCUACUUCUGGAGAAUUAGAAGUUAAAUUUCAGCUUUCCAAAGACACAUUGGAAGCCAUGUUGAGGACAAUGACCUACAUCAGUGAACAGUUAUCAAGCUCUGUGGAGCAGUCAUCAGAACCUUCUGCGAAAAAGCCGAAACAAUAGUGUGGACUCUCAAAUUUGUUGAUCUUUUACUGGAGUUUUUGAUGGGCAGCACUUGGACUAUCCAUAUGCACCAGAUGCCAGCAUCAGUUGGCAUUUCUGCAACUUAUAUCACACAAUUGGCGUGAACACAGUUAAGUCAGCUACUGAAGAUAUUGGUCACAAUGGUGUUUGACUUGGUAGUUUGAACCUAAUUAUAUGAAACCAGUAUAUGAUUUUUUUUUUUUUUGAAUCUCACCCUUGCCAUUUUGAAAGGGCAAUUCUUGUGGCAUAAUCCAGUUAGGGACUGACUUA